This is a messenger RNA of Dichomitus squalens LYAD-421 SS1, 393 nucleotides long. RefSeq lists its product as uncharacterized. NCBI's taxonomy places the organism in Eukaryota, Fungi, Basidiomycota, Agaricomycetes, Polyporales, Polyporaceae. The transcript has 4 exons. Gene Ontology annotation, biological process: DNA replication, synthesis of primer. The record is from RefSeq and is a predicted model, not a curated record. The coding region runs from base 1 to 393 and encodes 130 amino acids. Gene Ontology annotation, cellular component: alpha DNA polymerase:primase complex.
AUGAAUCCUGGCAAUGCCGCCUCCCUCUCUCUCGAGCGCGCUCCCGAUCAUCCUCCUCUCCGCCUCCGCGCGCGCCGCCUCCAGGUCUAUGCGCUCCUCCUGCUUUCCAUCUUUACCCGGCUCAACCACGAGCGUGCACCCACGAAGCUCUCCACCCACCGCGACUUCAUGUUCACGCUUCACGGCGUUGUCUACCUCCGCUACAACUCCUUCGCCACUCCCCACGAUCUCAAGAAGCAGGUCUGCGCAUACAACCUCACCCGCUUCGAGAUCGGCCUCGUCUACUUCGCACGUACAGUCCGCUCAGUCGCCUUCGCUCCGCAGCUCCGCGAGCUCAUCAUCAACAUGGGUAUGUUCGACUGCGUCACCGCUGACAUCUGCUGCCGCUGCUAA